Messenger RNA from Aspergillus calidoustus, 483 nucleotides. The record is from the annotation of a GenBank genome assembly. NCBI's taxonomy places the organism in Eukaryota, Fungi, Ascomycota, Eurotiomycetes, Eurotiales, Aspergillaceae.
AUGUCUACCAGAGUCAUCAACAAGAGCGAGUUCUGGGUCUACAAGACCUCAAAGGAAGGCGCCCCCGAAUUCAAGGUAACAAAGUACGAAGCCGAGUACGUGAUCAACGACCACGAAUGCCUCGUGCGCGUAUCCCCCUUCCCGCGCUCCAUGGGCCAGGAAGGAAAAGGCUUCUAUUUCACAAAAUCCGGCCACCUCAAGGCGGCAAAGGGCAACGUGUACAAGAUCAUCCAGCUACCCAAGAUGGUCGUCGUCACGCCUAAAGGCAGCGCCAAGGAAGGCGACAAGUUCGACCUGUGCACGGUGAAUGGUAUGGCGAUGCCGCCGGAGGUCACUGGCGAUCCUCAGCUGGGGCAAACCGUUGAGGGAUUCUGGGUGUCGCAUGCGGGGUUCUUGAAGUUUGGGUCGGGGGUUGUUGUCAAGAUUAUUGAGAACUUGGAGAUUGCGAUCGUGGAGCAUCCGGAGCAGGGGGUGUUCCUCUGA